Micropterus salmoides (largemouth bass) is the source of this 5715-nucleotide messenger RNA. RefSeq names its product N-acetyllactosaminide beta-1,3-N-acetylglucosaminyltransferase 3-like. NCBI's taxonomy places the organism in Eukaryota, Metazoa, Chordata, Actinopteri, Centrarchiformes, Centrarchidae. The record is from RefSeq and is a predicted model, not a curated record. Gene Ontology annotation, molecular function: hexosyltransferase activity. Bases 140 to 1315 code for a protein of 391 amino acids. Gene Ontology annotation, cellular component: membrane. The transcript has 2 exons.
CGGCAAAUCUCAGGGCGUAGUGCUCUAAAUAUUUAACUCACCUGUACCUGUCUAGUCCAGCAGUCUGCACGGGCUGUCUGCCGUUAGAGGGAUACUCACCAAGCGCUCACCUGGAUCAACCAUUACUUUCAGAUUUUCAAUGAUGGUAAGCAUCAGAGCAAUCAAAGCAGGGACUUUCAUCUUGCUGUUGGGAACUCUUCUCUUAGUUGUUUUCCUCUGUAGCGAUUUUAUUGACCCCAACAUCUUCAGCCUCCAAGUAGAUGUGAGAAAAGAUGACAGUCAAACAAAGACACCCACCAAAAAUAACUCCUACGUAUACUCCUGGCCAAGAUGUCAACGAAAUGUGUCUGCUGCCAACAUCAAAGGCUUCAACUCUUUUUCUGGUAGCAUACAAGACUUUCUUUACUAUGAACACUGUCGCCAUUUUCCCAUGCUACUGGACAUUCCUGAUAAAUGUGGAGGAGCUGAUAAAUCAGCAGAAGUCUUCCUUCUGCUGGUCAUUAAAAGUUCCCCUGUGAACUACGACCGUCGAGAGGUUCUGCGCAAAACCUGGGCUAAAGAGAGGUUACACAAUGGUGUGUGGAUCCGAAGGAUCUUCAUCUCAGGAACAAGUGAGACUGGUUUUGACAAAGAGAGACUGAACAAACAACUCGAACUGGAGAAACGUGAGUACAACGACAUCCUUCAGUGGGACUUUAGUGACACAUUCUACAACCUCACCUUGAAGCAGAUUCUCUUCUUAGAAUGGAUGGAAAGAAACUGUCCGAACGCUCGCUUCCUGCUAAAUGGUGAUGAUGAUGUCUUUGCCAACACAGACAACAUGGUUGAGUUUCUCCAGGGCCUCAAGGAUAAUAAUGGAAGCAAGCACCUUUAUACUGGCUAUGUGUUCAACAAUGGGAGGCCCCACAGAUGGACAAACAGCAAGUAUUUUAUCCCAGUGCAAGUGCACAAGUCAGAUUCCUAUCCCCCCUACUGUGGCGGUGGAGGAUUCCUCCUGUCUGGCUAUACAGCUUUGGUCAUAUACAAAAUGUCCCAGUCCAUUCCCAUUCUUCCUAUUGAUGAUGUUUACAUUGGGAUGUGCCUGACCAAAGCAGGACUCAGUCCUGUUUCACACAUGGGUGUGCAGACACUAGGAUGGUACACUCCCUUCAGUACACUUGAUAGAUUUGAUCCCUGCUUUUUUAAAGAACUUCUGCUGGUACACAGAUUCCUUCCAGGUCACACGUAUCUUAUGUGGCGUAGAAUACAUGAUCCCAAUCUGAAAUGUGGUCUCUCCAAGAAAAGGCUUAAGCAGCACCAAACUUAUAAGUGGUAAAAGUGCAUGAAUGUUUUGUCAUUGUUGAAUGAGAUUCUUUUGAUUGCAAUGGGCCCCUGGUCGUUAAGGAGGUCAUUACAGUUGCUUAUAAUGCAUAUAAUGAUAAACAGUCCUGGUGGUGACCACAGUCUUACUAAAAUAUCUCUCUCUAUCUCUGGGUUUCUUAAGACCAAAAAUGAUUAUUUUAAAUAAAAAAUGUAUGUAAUUAAAUUGUUGUCUUAAAUCAGUGCUUUCAUCCAGCACUGUUGGGAUACUGCAGAACAUGUUAUGUGGAGAACUAAAAGCAUUUAUGAAUUAUCGAAUACUGAUAUUUGUAUAACAACCUGUCCAGUUUACUCAUUCAGUGGCUGUUAUUUAGAAGCACAAUUGUGGCUUUUGCCUUUGAGUAAUAAUUCCAACUAAUUUUCUAGUUAUUCGAGAGCAUGAAUUAGGCGUUUUUUACUCCAUGACACCUCCCAGGUUUCAUCAGAAUCAGAAUUAGUUUAUUGAUCCCCAAAGGGAAUUUCUUUUGUUGCAUUUGCUCACUUUGCAUGUCACAAUAAUAGGGAAUAUGAAUAAAAUGGAAAGUGGGUAAGAAUAAAAUAUAAUGUAAUAUACAAAUCUAAUUUAAAAAUAUAAAACAUAAAUAUAAGUAAUGUGGCUAUGUACAGUAUUUUACAGUUUUAAAAGAAAUGUAAUGAUAAAUAGUAGUAGUGAAUAGUGAAUUAGAUAUACUUAUUACUAAUAGCGCAGUUGAAAUGGAAUUGAUACAAACAUAAAUUUGAUUAGAUUUUUAAAAAGAUUUUGGUAUUUGAACAAUUACAGACAAGUCUGAAAAAAUCUCACACAUGAGGCUAUCCUGUUAGCAUGAUGUUAGCUAAGCAGGCCUGGAGGGAACGCAGCACACUGAGGCCAGUAGGCUUAACUGGGAGGUACAACCAACUAUCCUUUGCAUAGCAAUGGAAGGGAAUAUCGAAUCGCCAGGUCAUGUCACAGAGGGGGAGCAUGUAAGUGGAAAACAAAAUAGGUCUGAAGAUUGAUCCUUGGGGCACAGCGUAAUCAACAGAAGAAAAAGCAGAUUAAGCAGAUACAGUUAUUAACAGACACAUAGAACUUCCUGUUAGACAAAUACGAGGCAAACAAGUCCAAUAACUUGCCAGAGAUGCCCCACCAGCGCCUCAGUCUAUCUAACAAGAAGCCAUGGUGUCAGAAGCAGCGGACAAGUAAAUAAAGAAAUAAAGGGCAGUUUUGAGAUUCGACGAUAGUGGUCGAGGUUGGUGGGACACAAGUUGAACACAAACACAUUUAAAAUAAUCUGGAACACAAUCAGAUGACAGUGAGCUAUUUAUGAUAAAGAACAAAUAGGUACCUAGACUGUCCAUGAUUUCAAAUAAAAACUUUGUAGGGAUAAUGUCCAAGGGGCUGGAGGAUACCCUCAUUUGAGACAUUGUCUCAGUGAGAUGCAUCCGGUCUGCAUCCAAAUAGGCUAGGUAGCCGCAUGCUAGCGUCCAACCAACGGUGUCCUGUCCUCCGUACAUGGCUGACUAUCUAAAUCACCUGUUCCCCCUCCUUCUCUGGCCCCUUUGCCAACUGGCAACAACAAGGUACCAUCUACUGCCACUGAUUCCCCCUUGUGGAAAGUAUAUAGCCAUACUUCUAUAACUCCAGUCCACAUUGGGAGGCCGACUUGCCACAUCGCUGCCUCAUGCAUCCCUAAAAUCCCUGUAUUGACUUUGCAUAGGCCUGUUAAACGAGACAGACACACUCGUUUCAGCAAUAGUAAUAACUUAAUUAGGAUACAAGCUUAAUCCUCGCCUCAGGUCAUUACGUCUGCUUUACCACAGUAUAGAUCACUAGAGUUGGCUCUUCUUAAUGUUAGAUCUCUCUCAAACAAAACUUUCAUUUUAAAUGAUUUUAUCUCUUCUGCUGACUUAGACUUUAUGUUUCUGACUGAAUCUUGGCUACGUCCUGGUGAUCACAGUCAGCUUAUUGAAUUAUGCCCCCUGGAUUAUGACUAUUUUAGCCGCCCCAGGGAGAGUGGCCGUGGGGAUGGCAUUGUGGCUGUUUUUAGAAAGCACUUUAAAUGCACUCAAACUCCGUGUAACGAUUACUCUUCUUUUGAAGUGCUCUUAUUCAAACUUGGUGGCCCCCCACCGGUCCUAAUUGCUGUCAUCUACCGCCCCCCCAAUCCAGCUGGUCCCUUCAUGCUGGAAUUCCCUGAAUUUUUAUCUGAUCUUGUUUUAUAUGAGGACAGAAUCCUUAUUUGUGGAGAUUUUACGUACAUUUUCACGUUGACGAGUCUUCAAAUCUCCCUGCUCUUGAUUUUUUAAGUAUCAUUCAUCCUUUUAAUUUUACUCAACAUGUGUCGGGCAAAACUCAUCACUAUGGCCACACUUUAGACUUGGUCCUUAGCUUGGGUGUGAAGAUAUCCGCUGUAGAAAUUAAGGACAUCUUUAAAUCUGAUCAUCAGGUCGUUCAUUUCCACUGUGAACUACAGGCUGCUAGUGUUGUCCAGUCUUUAUCAAAACAAACCCGCAGUUUAAAUGAGCAGAGCGCCUCUAAAUUUGGUGCCCUCUUCAGUUCAUUUAGCAAUGUGUCCCCUGAUAUCUCCUCUACUAAUGAUAAUGUCAACUAUUUUAAUUCCCUCUGUUCCUUAACCCCUGAUCUCAUAGCCCCUCUGAAAAACAUACAACACUUAAAUCUGCUAAGCAACCCUGGUUAAAUGCAGAUAUCAGAAGCUGCAAACGGGAAUACAGAAAAACAGAAAAAAUGAAAAAAAUCAGGUCUCUAGGUCCAUUUCACGGCCAUGAAAGAGUUACUAUCUUCGUACAAUAGGUUGGUAAAAGAUGCAAGAGCUCACCAUUUCUCAAAUCUUAUUGCUGUCCACCAGCACAAUCCUAGUUUUCUUUUUAAGACUCUCGAUCUGUUGGUCAACCCUGCCUCUCCCUGUGCCUCUGCUGAUUGUGAUGCUGAUUGUGAGAUAUUUUUAACACACUUUGUCUGUAAGGUGGAAUUAUUAAGAGCCAGUAUUAGCCCAAACCCUGUCUUUUUAGAUGUUGUGCACCCUAACCAGGAUCCUUGGAGUUCCUUUUCUUCUAUUACCAUGGCAGAACUUAUGGAAAUUAUGUUGAAGAUGAGGCCUUCCUCUUGCUCUCUUGAUCUGAUUCCUGCAAAGUUUUUAAUAGAAGUUUUGGAUUAUAUUAGACCACACCUGCUUUUAAUUUUUAACAGCUCAUGAUCUACUGGCUGUGUCCCGGUCUACUUUAAGGCGGCAUGUGUACAACCUGUCUUAAAGAAACCUAGCCUUGACCCCAACAUCCUUGAUAACUACCGCCCAAUCUCUAAACUGCCUUUUCUUUCAAAAACCCUUGAAAAGAUAGUUUCUAAGCAGCUCCUUGCUGUAAUGGAAAAUAGCCCACCAACCUUAGUAUGCUGAGUUCAUUACACGACUGCCUUACCGACAUAAAACAUUGGAUGUCAAAUAAUUUCCUACAACUUAACUUAACUUGGCUCCUUGGUUACAGGUCCCCAACAUCUCUGCAAUCAAAUUCUUCUCUCUUCUGGCUACCUGCUACAACACGCUUUGAGCAUCAUGUUUCUAAACUGGUCCAGUCCAGCUUUUACCACCUUAGAAAUAUCGCAAAAAUAAGGCCUAUUUUAAAUGUUACAGAUGCAGAAACUGUUAUACAUGCUUUUAUCUCCUCACGCAUUAAGUAUUGCAACAGCCUCUUCACUUGCCUUAAUCAGAAAACCCUAAAUAGAUUACAGACCGUUCAGAACUCAGCUGCUCGGCUCCUAACUAGAAAAAGAAAAUAUGAUCAUAUCACCCCUAUUUUAGCAUCAUUGCGCUGGCUCCCUGUUUGUUUUAGGAUUGAUUUUAAAAUUUUUCUCAUUACUUUUAAGGCUAUUCAUGGCUUGGCUCCUGAUUAUAUUUUAGAUAUUUUAACUCCGUAUGAGCCCUCCCGUGGCCUAAGGUCUUCUGGCAAGGGCCUCCUGUCUUUUCCUGCAGCCAGACUAAGAACAAAAGGUAACCGAGCAUUUGCUGUCAGGGCCCCCAGGCUCUGGAAUGACUUGCCUGAGGAAAUUAGGCUGGCAGGGUUGGCUUCUUCUUUCAAAUCUCUUUUAAAAACUUAUAUUUACUGGAAAGCAUAUCCAGAUUUUAUCUGAGCUGCCACUCGUUUUACUAUUCCUGCCCUACCGUUCUUAUCACUUUGUUUGCUUGUCUUAUCCUCCUUACUUCCUACUGAACAUAUUUGUUAUACUUUAUUGUGAUCCUUGUUCUUAUAUUCUGUAUUUUAUCCUCCUGUAUCUUUUACCCACGUGGUUAUUUGUUUUUGUAUUUUAUGGGUGAUUUGUUGUGAAGCACUUUGUACUUUGUUUGAUAAGUGCUAUAUAAAUAAAGCUUAUUAUUAUUAUUAUUA